UUUCAUAUGGGACACAGAGUGAGUGCUUGGAAAAUAAGCAUCGUCGUUGAUCAGGAGAUGGACUAUGCAGAACUGGUUCUAUCUGCAGGAGAAAUCACACUUCGAGAGAAGACUAGGAAGUCAAUGAAAGACCCUCAUCUGAGAAGAAGAGAGGUCCAAAAUAUCUCACAGGCUGUGUGUACUCUGCUGAAUUCUGGAGGGGGCAUGGUCAAGGCUCACAUUAAAAGUUCCAAUUACAGCUUCACCAGAGAUGGAAUAGGGAUGGAUUUGGAAAAUUCUUUUGGUGAUAUUCUUCCAUUUCCUCAGAAAUACCUAGACUAUAUGAAGAACAAAGGCUACUUUAUAAUUGUUGUGAAACCGUGGAUCCUGGAUAUCACUGGUCAGCGUGUCCUCACCUUGAAAAGCUAUUUCUACGUGAGAAGUUUGUCAUCCUCACUUGAACUGAACGCUCCUGAUACAGUACAGCUCCUCAAAGCCCUGAAGGAUUCUGAAGGCAGAUCAUGUUCAAGACAAAUUUUGCCUGGAUUAUUUGACUCUGAUGAAUUAGAACCAGAAUGUCCUGACAUGUUUUUUAAAAAGGAAAUGUUGACCCUGGAAGAGACAUUCUACUUCACUAAAUCCAAACAUCCUUAAGUUAAAUUGUCUCCUACAAAGGAGAUUUUAGAGAUUCUCCCUAAAACUGUUUCUGCAUUUGCAAACACUGACAGGGGAUAUUUGCUCAUUGGUUUGGAUGGAAAUGAACAGCAAAUCAUUGGUUUUGAAGCAGAGAGGAGCGAUCUUGUGCAUCUAGAGAGUGAAAUAGACAAAUGCAUCCAACAGCUGCCUGUCACUCACUUCUGUGAGGAGCAGGAGAAGAUAAAGUACACAUGCAAAUUCAUUCAGGUCCGCAAACAUGGAGCUGUGUGUUCCUAUGUCUGUGCACUGAGAGUGGAGAGAUUCUGCUGUGCUCUGUUCACUGCAGAGCCUGAUUCCUGGCACGAUGAAGACAGCUGUGUGAAGGGGUUUUCCUCAGAGGAGUGGGUCAAGCUCCAGAUGGAUGCCCACCAGGUUGAGGAAGGGGGAUUAACAAUCAUUUUAUUUUGGUUCCAGUUGGAAGAUUGCUUUCUGGGAUUUGGGCAACAUCAAAACUCCUCACAUCUCAACAGCUAA
This is a messenger RNA of Peromyscus eremicus (cactus mouse), 1149 nucleotides long. RefSeq names its product schlafen family member 2-like. The transcript has a single exon. The record is from RefSeq and is a predicted model, not a curated record. NCBI's taxonomy places the organism in Eukaryota, Metazoa, Chordata, Mammalia, Rodentia, Cricetidae.